Hyla sarda is the source of this 2033-nucleotide messenger RNA. It is a transcript of the gene RIPK3, whose product is annotated as receptor interacting serine/threonine kinase 3. The record is from RefSeq and is a predicted model, not a curated record. The transcript has 15 exons. Lineage: Eukaryota; Metazoa; Chordata; Amphibia; Anura; Hylidae. Bases 149 to 1852 code for a protein of 567 amino acids. Gene Ontology annotation, molecular function: JUN kinase kinase kinase activity; ATP binding. Gene Ontology annotation, biological process: protein phosphorylation.
GACAGUCUGUGUGCGUUCAGCACAGAGAAGAAUCCUUGGCCAGUCACACCUCUUAAGGGGAGGGCAGGACAUUACGUCACAUUAACCAACACUUCCCUGUAUGUGUUUCUAGAAAAUUAGAUGAAAUGGCACGAUCCUCUCUAGAGGGAUGAAUAAGAAUAAUCUUGUACCAGUCAAGUUUCUAACUGACUGGGACCCAAUUGAUGAGGGACAGUUUGGGUCUGUGUACAAAGCAAAGCAUAAUGGUUAUAGAGAAACUGUGGCAGUUAAAAAACUUAAAGGGAAUGUAUCACAGGGUCUCAAAGAACUUAUAUCGGAGGCAGAAAAGAUGGCUUCUGCCUCUAAUCCUUAUGUAAUCCGCCUAUAUGGCAUCUUGGAGGAUAAUGCAAAACCCCUUCCGGGUAUAGUGAUGGAAUAUAUGUCAUAUGGCAGUUUAUUCUCCCUAAUGGAGAAAGUUAAUCCCAUUCCUUGGCCCUUGAAAUUUCGCAUUAUUCAUCAAGUGACAUUAGGUAUGAACUGGCUGCAUAAUCUGCCCACUCCUCUACUACACCUGGACCUCAAAACAAAAAAUGUUCUAUUAACUGAGGAUCUUCAUAUAAAGAUCUCAGACUUUGGCUUGUCCAAGUAUACAAGAGGCACCUCCAAUUAUACACAUGAAGACUGUGAAGGGGUUGGAGGUACUCUGCAGUACAUGCCACCUGAAGCUUUUCAAGCAGGCUAUCAGCCAGGCCCAUCAACCGAUGUUUACAGUUUCGCCAUUUUAUCUGCAGUGGUGCUUAGAGGAGAAGAUCCUUAUCCUGUCGACAAAUCUAUCUUGAUACGUGAACUUGUUCCUCUUGGCCAGCGUCCAUGUCUUAAGGUACUGGAAAAUGAGAAGUCAGUUAAAUAUCUACAUGAGGCAGCUGAAUUUACCCAACGCUGCUGGGAUAAUGACAAGUUGAAGAGGCCUCUCUUCAAUGAAUGCUGUACCAACUGGGAGUGGUUUUUCUCUGCAUUUGCCCUGUAUGAAAUUAGACAAGCAGUAAGAGACGUACAGAAUAAAAUGGAUUCUUCUAUGCCUUCUGGUAAGACACCAAAUGCUUCAUAUACUGGAGACACGUCAUCUGUCAAUACUAAAGAUAUGUCGGAAAUGGUUCACAAAUUAGCCACUAUGAAUUUUUCUGAAAGACCACAUGUGUUACUGGAGUCUGUGCCUGUAAGGACCACUCCGAAUGGGCAAAGUCAGCAUGCAAGGGUUAAUCCAGAAACCUUAAAGCAAGGUCCCACACAAGGAGCUGUGGGAUCUAACUACAUACCUCAACCUACAUAUUACUCAGGGCAUGCAAUGAAUUUUCCAUAUGUGCCAAGUCAGCAUUCAGGGAUUCAUCUAAGAACACCGAUGGGAUCGCACAACAGACCUCAAUAUCCAGGUCCUCAUCCAUCCAUGUUUCAGAACUUUUCAGGAUAUCCCUUUGCACCAACACACUUUUACGUUCCUCAGCCUUUACAACCUAAUCCUGCUACAAUACAUAUUUCCAAUAGUAAAAAUUUUCAAAUUGGAGAUAACAGCAUCAUGAAUGUCACGGACAAUGGAGCAUACCAUAACAUGAGCACCAUAAGAAGUCGCUAUCCUACUUCAAUAAGCCCACAACAAAAACAGACUACUCGAGGCUAUUCCAACAUGCCAGCAAAAGGAGUUUCUUCUGCUCAGCCUUGCAAACAAGAGACUUCAAAUAAGAGUCAACAACAAUCCCACACCCAUCCAGUACAAACCAGAACUGAAGACAAUUCCAGUAAUGCAAACAACACACAAGUAUCUCAUGGCAACCAGUCUACCACAGAAGACCCCACAAUGAAAGAUCCAGGGCAAUGACUUUUUUCACUACUUUGGGAGAGAGGAGGUUGUUUUUUAACUUAAUGUUUAGUUUUAAAAAAUGUUAUGUGAUUUUAAAAAUGUAAAUACUGUGCUUAAAUGAAAAUGGUCCAUGUGAACUUAAAGGAAUCUCAUGUAUUUAAUUGAUUUAAGAAUGUAGACAAAAUGUGCUGUUGUUUGC